AUGAAGUCGUCCCUGUUGGCGUGGUCGCUCUUUUCGCUCGCUAUAGUCCCCUCCCUAGCCACGAAUCUCUAUAAAAGACAAGACGGAACAGACGAGAGUGACGAUGAGCCUACUACUAAGAUCUUCAAUGGCAUUGAAGUUCCACCAGAGAUGCAGCUGGGUCCAGAUAACUUCAAAACUACUAUCGCCAAUGGAUACUGGUUCGUAAAACAUUUCUCGCCGUCCUGUCCACACUGCCAAGCUAUCGCACCUUCAUGGCAAACAUUAUAUGAGUUCUACUAUACCUCGGAUCCUCUUUCAUCCUCCUCCACCAAAUCGCCGGAUCCCCAAUCCUCAUUGAAUUCAUUUACGGGAUAUUAUGAUUUCCAUUUUGCAGAGAUGAAUUGCUUGGCUUUCCGAGAUUUAUGCGUUGAGUUGGAUAUCAAGUUCUUCCCUACGUUUUCUCUCUAUCAUAAUGGUGAAUUGGUAGAGCAAUACUCCGGCAUGAAGAACAUGCAGGGAUUGAGCAAUUUCAUUGAAGAAAAGUUGGAGCAAAUACGUCCUGGAUCCCGUCCCGCCAGUGGACCCAAGCUGCCUGAGCCUGGAGCGGAUAGUGUUGAUGUCACUGAAAAACCAGACGUGCCUCAAGCGAAAGACAAAGAUCCCGCCGCCGGCGCUAAAGCUGCCGAGAAUUACAAUGAGAAAGUAUCGCAGUCAACCGAGACGAUCGAUAAAGAAGAAUCGAAAGCCGCUGAUACGACUUCUACUAAGACUUCGAAGAUAACUGAAGAGAAGCCUUCAAUUAUCUACAACCCUCAAGGAACUUCCGUUCCACUAACAGCUGAGAGUUUCCAGAAGUUUGUCACACGAACGCGGGACCCCUGGUUCGUCAAGUUUUAUGCUCCGUGGUGCCAUCAUUGUCAAGCUCUAGCACCUCCUUGGCUGACAAUGGCCAAAGAGAUGAAGGGCCAGCUAAAUGUUGGGGAAGUCAAUUGCGACGUUGAAAAGCGACUUUGCAAAGAUGCCGGCGUCAAAGGAUACCCAACAAUGUUCUUCUUCAAAGGAGGAGAAAAGGUCGAAUAUCAAGGUCUUCGUGGAGUGGGCGAUCUGAUCAGUUACGCUCAGAAAGCAGUAGACACUGGCGCUGGUGUCAAAUACGUAGAUGCGUCGACGUUCAAGGAAAUGGAGGAAACCGGCGAGGUCAUCUUCCUUUACUUCUUCGACAAAGCAACCACUUCCGAGGACUUUGCAGCCUUGGAGCAGCUAGCUUUACCUUUGGUCGGACAUGCUCGACUGGUCAAAACCGAUAGCGAGAUUCUUGCAGACAGAUUUAAGAUCUCCACAUGGCCUCGUUUGCUUGUUGUCAGAGACGGAAGGCCAACGUACUUCAAUGCUUUGGCUCCGUAUGAUAUGAGAGACAAUCCUCGAGUUUUGGAAUGGAUGCGGGGCCAUUGGCUUCCUAUCGUACCGGAGCUGACAGUAUCUAAUGCAAAGGAGAUCAUGCAAAACAAAUAUGUGGUCCUUGGCAUCCUCAGCCAUAAACGAUCCGAUGAGUUCCGACUCGGCCAGGCCGAAUUGAAAAAUGCUGCUAUGGAAUGGAUGGAUAAGCAAACCCAGUUAUUCCGUCUGGAGAGACAGGAACUCCGAGAUUCUAAACAAUUGCGCAUUGAAGAGGCUGAGGACCGUGAUGACCAGCGAGCUCUGCGCGCUGCAAAGAGCAUGCAUAUCAACAUUCGAGAGGAAGAUAAGAAGCAAGUUGCUUUUGCCUGGGUUGAUGGUGAUUUCUGGGAUCGCUGGUUGCGUACUACCUACGGAAUCGAUGUGAAGGACGGCGAGCGAGUUAUCAUCAACGAUGAAGAUAACCGACGCUACUGGGACUCCACCAGCAGCGGUGCCAAGAUCAUGCCAUCCCGAACCUCAAUCCUCGAGACCAUCCCCCUGGUAAUCAGCGACCCUCCAAAGCUCCGAUCCAAAUCCACAAUCGGAUUUUUCGAGGGCACAUUCUUCCAUACGUGGUCCUUCAUAACCAACCAUCCUAUAUGGUCAGCCAUCAUCCUUGUGAUCAGCUCCAUCGCCGCGUACAUCGCACACCGCAGGAGACAGCUCAGACGAGGAUUAUCCGCCUACGGAAGCAACAACGGCGGUGGUAUCCUUGGUUAUGGAACUAGCACUGGUGGCAGCGGUGGUGGCUUCUUCCGUCUUGAGGGUAAGGAAGGGUUAUUGAAUGGGGGAUCAACUGACAAGGUGGAUUGA
This is a messenger RNA of Talaromyces marneffei, 2232 nucleotides long. RefSeq lists its product as uncharacterized. The transcript is spliced from 4 exons. Gene Ontology annotation, cellular component: endoplasmic reticulum. Gene Ontology annotation, molecular function: protein disulfide isomerase activity. Lineage: Eukaryota; Fungi; Ascomycota; Eurotiomycetes; Eurotiales; Trichocomaceae. Bases 1 to 2232 code for a protein of 743 amino acids. The record is from RefSeq and is a predicted model, not a curated record.